AUGGGCGCGGCGGAGAGCCGUCCCGAGGCGGGGGAAGAUAGUAUUGCCCCCAAGCAAGGAUUUCAUGUGAUCCGUGUGGCACAGGGAAGUCCUGCGCAGCACGCGGGAUUCGAGCCUUUCUUUGACUUUUGCAUCGGCAUCAAUGGCCAGCCGCUGACCGACCUCGGUGUCGAGUUUCCGCCGGGCAUGCCGAUCGGCCGCCGCAUGGGGUACGCAAGCUGGAGCAUGGUCGAGGCGAACGAAGGGCGCGAGAUCGUCCUCAACGUUUGGAGCUCAAAGCAACAGGCUUACCGAGAUGUGCGUAUCGUCCCAUCGCGCGCGUGGUCGGAAUCAUUUGCGCGGGAGAGCGGGCAACCGUCGCUGCUCGGCCUCACGCUCCGCCUGUGCAACCCGACGGUGACCAUUAGUCACGUAUGGCACAUUCUCGACGUGCUCGAAGGCAGCCCCGCCGACUCUGCCGGCCUUGUGCCGUACGGCGACUAUAUCAUCGGCUGGACGGGGGGACCGCUGGAGAGCGAGAACGACUUUUUCCAGCUGAUCGAGCAGCACGCCGGCCGCAACCUCGCGCUGUAUGUCUACAAUAGCGACUACGACCACACGCGCGAGGUGGUCAUUAUGCCGAACCGCGACUGGGGCGGCGACGGCCUGCUUGGCUGUGGUGUCGGCUAUGGACUGCUGCACCGCAUUCCCAAGCCCCAACGGACAUGGGAAGAGGAGGAAGCACCGCCGGCGCCGGCGGCCAGCGCCCCGGCACAGCCCUAUGCACCGCCCCCGCAAGGCUACUAUGGUGAGCACGCAGACUACAACGAGGCCGGCAACGCGUCCGGCGUGACGGUCAGCGUACAUGCCGAAGAGGAGGAGUAG
This is a messenger RNA of Malassezia japonica, 864 nucleotides long. RefSeq lists its product as uncharacterized. Gene Ontology annotation, cellular component: Golgi apparatus. The transcript has 5 exons. The record is from RefSeq and is a predicted model, not a curated record. Gene Ontology annotation, molecular function: protein binding. Bases 1 to 864 code for a protein of 287 amino acids. Gene Ontology annotation, biological process: Golgi organization. Lineage: Eukaryota; Fungi; Basidiomycota; Malasseziomycetes; Malasseziales; Malasseziaceae.